Molecule: messenger RNA, 832 nt
Organism: Camelina sativa (false flax)
Lineage: Eukaryota; Viridiplantae; Streptophyta; Magnoliopsida; Brassicales; Brassicaceae
Source: RefSeq, a predicted model, not a curated record
UCUCAUCCAACACAUACCAUUAACCCAAAUUUGCUCAUUAGACACAACAAAGAACACAAAAAAAACAUGGCAACUCAAGCCGCCGGGAUCUUCAACUCCGCCAUAACAACCGCCGCAACCUCCGGCGCCAAGAAACUCCACUUUUUCUCGACGACAACCCACCGUCCCAAAUCCCUCUCCUUCACCAAAACCUCGAUCCGCGCCGAGAAAAAAGAUUCCUCCGCCGCCGCCCCCGCCGCCGCUGCAGCCACCCCCGCCGUGAAAGAAGCUCCCGUGGGAUUCACGCCACCGGAGCUAGACCCAAACACACCGUCUCCGAUCUUCGCGGGAAGCACCGGUGGACUCCUAAGGAAAGCACAGGUGGAAGAGUUCUACGUGAUCACAUGGAACUCACCGAAAGAACAGAUCUUUGAGAUGCCGACAGGAGGUGCGGCGAUCAUGAGGGAAGGUCCGAAUCUGCUGAAGCUAGCUAGGAAAGAACAGUGUUUAGCUUUGGGGACAAGGCUUAGAUCCAAGUACAAGAUCAAGUACCAGUUCUACAGAGUGUUCCCCAACGGUGAGGUUCAGUAUUUGCAUCCUAAAGAUGGUGUUUACCCAGAGAAGGCUAACCCGGGAAGAGAAGGUGUUGGUCAGAACAUGAGAUCUAUUGGCAAAAAUGUUAGUCCCAUUGAAGUUAAGUUUACUGGCAAACAAAGUUAUGAUUUGUAAGUUGGUGAAAUCAAAAACAUAAAAACAACUAUGUGCAUGUGAUGAUGACUAUGUUUCAUUGUUAAUUUUUAAUGGAUCUUAUGUUUUAAUAUUUCUUCUUCUAUGUGAUAUCUUUUGUUGUUCU